AUGGAAGACAGUCUUCAAUGCAUCUUGCAUCCAGAACAGGCAUGUGCUUCGUACUGUCUUCAGUGUAGUGUUCCCGUCUGUGGUAAUUGUAUUACUGAAUGUCACCAACAUCAUGGCAUGGCUGACAUUGAAGAAAUGGAAAGCAUUAAGCAAGUAAAGAGAAGAGAAAUGGAGGAAGACAGUGCUGAAAUUGAGGAGAUUCUUAUUCCACAAUUCCGGAAAGAGGACACUAACAUAGAAAAUCAAAUAUCAAAAACCUUAAUCAGAUACGAAGCUUUGGAAGAAACGGCAGAAAGUUACAGAAGCGAAUGGCACGAUGCAGUGGACAAGAUGUUUGACGAGUAUCAUAGAGAAAUACACAACGCAAGAGACAAAGAUAUAGCCACACUGAAAAAUGGUCAAUUACAAAUAAGGAAAACCCUUCUCGAAAUGCCGCAGAUCAUUCAGCUUAACACAGAGGCACUCCAAUCAGAUAAUAAUUCCAACAAAAUCAUUCAAUACAAAUCCAAACUGAGUGCAUUAAGGAACAGUCUUCCUAAAUUUGAAGUAGGGAUUCCAACAUUUACCACUCCUCCCAUACAGGUGGGGAAAGGACUCUGUGUGGAGUUUGGGGAAAUCAGAUCAUUGCUUAUCUCCAUGAAUUCUUUUGAUUCUAUGACAACAGGUCAUCCAAUAAAACGACUGCUUGACAGGUUAGUUAUCAAGGCUGAUUUCUCCUCAAAUGUUGAAAAUCUGUUGCGUAUGGUUUACAAUGGUAGGAAUGAGGUCUGGCUCAGUGGGAAAGAGGGCAACAUAAGUCAUGUGAAUAUUCAUGGGACCAAUCUUGAAAGUCUUGAAGCAGUGAUUACCAAAUUACAAGACAUCUCUGUGACUUCGGAGGGAGAACUGAUCUACAGUGAUUAUCUGAACAAAACUUUGAACAUUGUCAAAGGUAGUCAAACAGAUAUACUGCUGGAGAUGGAGCCAGGAUGGCACCCACAGGGAGUCUUCUGUACAAAAGUAGGUCAUAUCCUGGUAACCAUGAGAACAGCAGGUGACAGUCGCUGCAAAAUUGUCCGAUAUGAAGGAAAGGACAUAGUCCAAGAAAUUCAGUAUGACAAGUCAGGAAACUCUCUUUUCAGUAGUGGUUAUAAAUGUGUGUUCUUAGCAGAAAAUAACAAUGGUGAUAUAUGUGCCUCCGACACAAAUUCCAGCUCUUUAGUUGUUGUGAACAAGGCUGGAGAUUUGCAUUUUGCAUACCAUUGUGACACUAGUUUGAGAAGGAAAUCAUUUGUCCCUGACCAAAUUGUGACAGAUUCCCUAUGCCAGAUUAUUUUAACUGACUAUGUCAACAAUUGCCUACACAUAUUCCAUAGGGAUGGCCAGUAUCUGAAAUGUAUCAGCCAUCCUGAUAUUGACCUCCCUAUAGCCCUAGCCAUAGACAAUGAAGACAGGCUGUGGGUUGGUCAGUACGUUUCAGGAAAUGUCAAGGUCAUUCAGUAUAUGAAAUGACCUGAAAAUGCUCUACCUUUUUGACCAGGCUCUGGGGCCAUAAAACUUAGACAAGGUCACUUUUGAUUUCAGUCUCACUUUUACAAAUUAAAGGAAUUAUAGUGGAAAAGUGAGACUGAGAUCAAAAGUGAGCUUGUCCAAGUUUUAUGGCCUGGGUGCCAGGACUAAG
Saccostrea echinata is the source of this 1660-nucleotide messenger RNA. RefSeq lists its product as uncharacterized. Gene Ontology annotation, biological process: proteasome-mediated ubiquitin-dependent protein catabolic process; protein polyubiquitination. The transcript has a single exon. Bases 1 to 1491 code for a protein of 496 amino acids. Lineage: Eukaryota; Metazoa; Mollusca; Bivalvia; Ostreida; Ostreidae. Gene Ontology annotation, molecular function: zinc ion binding; ubiquitin protein ligase activity. The record is from RefSeq and is a predicted model, not a curated record.